Messenger RNA from Clonostachys solani, 1611 nucleotides. The record is from the annotation of a GenBank genome assembly. Lineage: Eukaryota; Fungi; Ascomycota; Sordariomycetes; Hypocreales; Bionectriaceae.
AUGAAGCAAUCUAGUCAUUCUAGUGAUAAAGAUGGGUGGUCUCAUCUCACCCCCCCUGCAACCAGUCAGAACAGGCCUCAUGAGGCUAUCCCUGACCACUCGACUAACAAUGCCUUCGAUAAUCCUUCUGGACUACAUGGUAACUCGUUUCUUUUCUUCGGCGCCGGUAUUGCUCAUGAUACGAGCUUCGGCUCCCAACCCCAAUGCUCUCAAGACCUAUCGGAAGAGCUGGACAGCAUGCCAUCCGCUCCCGGCUGUCCUAUCAUGCUUUCCAGGAAUUCAAUGAAUCCGCAGUUUCUUGAAUGCUUCCAACUCCAGCCUCCUGCUGCCAUUGGAAAAUAUGAUUGCGAAGAGCCGACGGUGUCGCUCUUGGAUGGACAGGUCUCCAACCCUUUCCAGACGACGAGCUCUGCUCCUAUUGAGGUUCCUCCAGGCAGUGCAGAAAUCCCCGAGAUCUUUCUGAACUCUGCCGACAAUACCGAAUCAGAGUACUACUACUCUAGCUCAUAUUCAAGUGGGCAGGAAUGCAGCUAUCCCGGCACUCCGCACACACCAAGCGUGAAUAGCCCCCUGAGCGACGCAGGUUCUUUUGCUCAAUGUGACGGGAGAUGGCUCUGUGUCCGAUGUGCUCAAGGCUUUGAUGGGCGGCACGUUCCCAUGUGUACCAAGGCUCACUUCAAAGACCUGAUUAAAAAGAUGUCGACCCUCUCUAGUAUGCCACCCUCACUCCGCGGGCCGAUCUUUGAACUGCUAGAGUUUCCAGUCAGCCUUGAUGAAGUAGACAUCUCUCACGAGAACCUUGGCAAAAUUAAGGACAUCAGCGCCGACUGGAAUCUAGAGAUCUACUACGGAAUUUAUAGGCUACGCGUCAUCGAUCUGACCGAGAUGUGGCGGUCAUUGUCAACUUUGCAGAAGGCCAGAUUGAGUCCAAUCCCUUUCCCCGCCGUCUUCGACAAACACUAUUCGCGAGGCUCGCGCCCAGAGAAGAUUUUCCUCCGGAGGGGAAACCUCCCUGUUCACCUUAGGAUGUAUGUCCGAUGGACUAAUGUCCUAAAGUUUACCACCCUGCACAAAAUUUCCAAAGACGGGGAGAGGAUGGAGAGAAUUGCUCCUCAGCUCUAUCAGAUUAUGACCCAGGUAGUCCUGAUUGAGCUGCGCAGAUUUGAGCGCAAUAUCUAUGAAGUGCUCUCCAAAAGCCUUCAUCACCAGGGACCAAGAGAUAAUGAUCCAAAUGCGGUGCCCGAGCUGGUCACCGCGCUCGGCUCUCUUCUACUCUCACUUCGCUGGCAGAUUUGCGUCUGGAAGAAGUACCGGCCUGUUCUGGCCCAGGAUAUAAAUCAGGAGAAGCGAGAGUUACGAUUCGCCCUGAUUCAGGACAUCUGCAAGAGAUUGUACCCGUACUAUUUCCUCUGCCGAGAUCGGUGCUUGCCAGAUCCAGCCAGCCUGGUGCCCGGGAUGGAAACGCACUAUGCCAACAUGACGGGAAGCAUUCGUGAGACUUUCCCAACCGACUUUUCCGAGGCCGGCUUUAAAGCAUGGAUCCUUGAUGGAGAUGAUACCGUGCGUAAUUGCCGAGUUGACGAGCAAUCUCUUAUCCAGUCGAUCCUUUAG